CGAAAAGGUCCCCAAAAAUAAAGGGAAAAACCCCAUUAUUCCCCACAUCCACAAUUCCACAGUCGUAGCGGGAAGAAGAGAGACAGGGGUUCCCCAGCACCAGCUCAGAGACGAGGAGCUUCUCCAAGUGAGCAAAAUUAUUCGCGCCAAUUGGGAGCCAUGGGCGCUAACGGCCACCCGCCGCCUGCGAGCGCCGCCGCGCAGAACGUCUCCCACUCCGGCGGCGGCGGAGGCGGAGGAGGUGGAGGUGGAGGAAACCCUAGCCCCGGCGGCACGGCGGCGGCGCUCCGGCACGACCCGGGCUUGUCGCGUGAGUGGUCGCCGGAGGAGCAGGCCACCCUCGACGAGCUGCUCGUCAAGUAUGCAUCUGAUGCACCUGUUAUCCGGUAUGCCAAAAUAGCCAUGAAGUUGCCAGAGAAAACUGUUCGAGAUGUGGCCUUGCGGUGUAGAUGGAUGAAUAAAAAAGAGAGUGGUAAAAGAAAGAAAGAGGACCACAGCUCGUCAAAGAAAAGCAAGGACAAAAAGGAGAAGGUUGCAGAUUCUUCAUCGAAACCAUCUGUUCAUAUAGCUGGAAGGCCUAGUGUUCCUCCAUACCCCCUUCCAUCACUUCCCAUAGACGACGACGAAAUUUCAUCCAAAGCAAUUGGAGGUCCAACAGGAGAACUCCUCGAAAACAAUGCCCAGGUUCUGAGCCAAAUUUCUACAAACCUAGGCACCAUGCAGAUACAGGAUAACAUCUCUCUGCUGUGCCAAACUCGAGAUAACAUACUGAGGGUGUUGAAAGAGAUGAACGAUGCUCCAGAGAUCAUGAAGCAGAUGCCGCCGCUGCCCGUGAAGAUAAACGAGGAGCUGGUCAACUCGAUACUCCCCAGGCCGACUGUACCUAUGCAGUAGUAGGGAUAGCCAAUGGAACAUAUCUUCUUCUUCUGUAGUCUCAAGAGCCCCUGUUAGAUAGGCAGCUAAAACAAUAAGUAAAGUGCCAGUCCUUGGUCCUAGUUUGUUCGUUGUAGGAUAUUUCUGUCAUCUUGUAUUCGCAAUAUGUUCUGUGUAGACGCUGAUCUUCCAACUGCUACUGAAAUUAUUAGGCUGUUGGAAACAUGUACCGGGCUACCAAGGGUUUGCUUC
This is a messenger RNA of Lolium perenne, 1125 nucleotides long. RefSeq lists its product as uncharacterized. The record is from RefSeq and is a predicted model, not a curated record. NCBI's taxonomy places the organism in Eukaryota, Viridiplantae, Streptophyta, Magnoliopsida, Poales, Poaceae.